AAUCCAACUUAAUUCUGCAAUGGAUAAAGUCGAUGAGAUGGCCAAGUUGUUCAAGCAGGAUGUGGACAAUCAAUUGGGUUUGCUUCAAGCCAGGACUGAAGCUCGCUUGCUGCAGAUGAAGUGGUCGGAUUUUAUGGCUCUAGCAAAAAAACUUCCUCCAAGUAACAUCUUUUUUAUAAUGUAUAAUGUCUUAUGCUCUGCAUUUUUGGAUAUUUCAUUAAUUUGUUUAGCUAUUUAGGUACAUUUCUUAGAACCCUGCAAAUUGCAUAAGGGACAACCGCUUUUAUGUUCCAAGAUUCCAGAACGUAGCCAAUAAAAUUCUGUUAUGUUAAAAAUAUUUAAAAUGUAUUUUCGAACGUACAUAUUCAAUAGUUUGUUCACCAAAGAGCCCUUUGACUUUGUUAGAAUUAGGUGAUUAGUUGACUGGAUACAUAAAUCGUUAGAAAUAUGCCUCGCACCAAGAUUUCAGCUCGUCGUCAGGCCCAGCGCCAGAAAGCUGAUCGCGAGGAGAAAGUGCGCCUGUCCCAAAUCAAGAUGGAUUCGGCUCUGGAGAAGAUCGAUGAGAUAAGCAAGCGCUACAAGCAAGAGGUAGACAACCAAAUUAAGUUGAUCCGUGGAAGGACCGAUAAGCAGCUGCUGCAAAUGAAGAUGCCAGAAUUCUUGGCUCUCGGGUUUAAAACUUUCGCCGAACAUCAGAGGGCCGCUAUUAAGCCGCCCACAACUCGCAGUUUGUCCAUCAGUCGUGGUCGAACCCGGACUCCUCAGAAUGCCCAGCUACCGAGGCUUCAGGUGCAUUCGGUGGACAGGGCUCUGGGUGGCGACACCAUGAGCUUUGUGCGAUGGCCCCGCGCCGGAGAGAUGGUGCUCUCGAAGGCGGGAAGCCCGCUGGCCGUCCAGGUGCGUCCGGAUCGCUGUGCGGACGUCCACAUUCCCACCAAGGGCGGCGUGAUCACCGUGAAGCCGCACAAGAUCAACACCGUGAAGCGGGAAGUACUGAUGCAGCUGGAUGAGAACACCCUCAACCAGGUGAAGACACUGAAUGCCAAUCUCGGAUUGAUCGUGAACAUGGCCAACAAACUGGGAAAAUUGAAACCGUAA
Molecule: messenger RNA, 1098 nt
Organism: Drosophila mauritiana
Lineage: Eukaryota; Metazoa; Arthropoda; Insecta; Diptera; Drosophilidae
Product: borealin
Exons: 2
Coding region: 448-1098 (216 amino acids)
Biological process (GO): mitotic sister chromatid segregation
Cellular component (GO): spindle midzone; chromosome passenger complex; chromosome, centromeric region
Source: RefSeq, a predicted model, not a curated record